UGAAUUCUCUUCCGGGGUUGGGGCAGUGGGCGGAGCUACGAGCGAUGACGCGGCAGCCGCCAAAAUCAAACCACCCGAAAACUUGAAGCGAAUAUUUCCGUCUGUGCUGCUAACUUACGAUAUUUAACACUUAAAUAAAGAAAACUACUUGCGGAAACAUGGAGGGGACGUCUGCGACAGGUGUUUUGAGUCACCUGAGUCGGCUGGAAGUUCAGGCGAGAAGCAAGAAGAGUCAGCCUCAGCAGCGGAGUCGUGUGGAGGCGCUGAAGGCUAAAGUGGAGGCGCUGAGGCUGCAGAGAGAUCAGCUGAAGGCGGAGAUUGAGACACACAAGAAUCUCCAGAAACUGAGGGCGUCUAUGGACAAACAGAGUACACGUGAAGGAGAAGAGGAGGAGGAGGAGGAAAUGGAUGAAGACUCUGAGAACUCACAACUGCUGCGGCUGAUGGCCAGACACACGCAACUGAAAGACCUUCUGCAUGCUCAUCACAUCAUUGGUGGGUACGAUGUCGUCAAGACUCGUCAAGGUAAAGGAGUGUGCGUGUCUCUGGCGACGGCCUACGAUGGCGUCUUCUUAGACACCUACAACCUGGAGAUAGACAUGAAGCCAACGCUGAGGAUCAGUCGUCACAACGUCCCCCCGUUCAUUCCCUUGAGCAGCCUGGUUGAACAGAGCAACAUGCAGACAGACAUAAGGAGUUUUCUGGCCACGCUCAGCCAACAUCUCAACGCCUUCGCCGGUCGCAAGCAGCAGCUGAAGCUUGUGAAGGAACUCCAUAAAUCUGUGGAAGUGAUGGAGAGCAACGUUUUGUGUUCAAUACUGGUGAUGGUGUUCACUGUGCCGGGAGAGAAGACGGCCGUUCUCUGCACGCUGGACUACACCGACCACACCAGAUGUCUCCCCACACGAGUCCACUUUGAAUCUGAAGAGAAAGAGCUUCCUGAUUCCCCAGAGUGGAAGAAAAACUGCAGCCUCCUCAUGGAGACUCCUGUGCACAAAGCUUUGAUAAUCAUGAGGAAGAUGGGGAAUAUUGUGUAAUUUAUUCAGAAAUAAUGAAACUUUUCUACAUUUUUAAAGAUAUAAUAUGUACAUUGUCAUUGUUUAUAAUAAAAAACACUGUCA
Morone saxatilis (striped sea-bass) is the source of this 1121-nucleotide messenger RNA. It is a transcript of the gene cenpo, whose product is annotated as centromere protein O. The transcript has 6 exons. The record is from RefSeq and is a predicted model, not a curated record. Gene Ontology annotation, cellular component: Mis6-Sim4 complex; kinetochore. The coding region runs from base 159 to 1037 and encodes 292 amino acids. NCBI's taxonomy places the organism in Eukaryota, Metazoa, Chordata, Actinopteri, Moronidae.